UACCUCCCAUCCUGGCAUCCUCUACCAGAAGAGAGGAGGUGUACUCUGAGCUUUUCUAGUCAAUUAUCAAAGGCAACAACAAACUUGGUACUUAAUUUUGAGACAACAUUGGCUGCGCAUGCAUACAGGAAAAUGGAAGGAAUCAAUUAUCGAGCUGCUAAUGACAUAGAAAACCCGUACAGUGAAUUAGAAACUUCGAUACUCGAGGAGUUGGAUAGCUUGUCUUCCCUGUCCCCUUCGCGUUGUAUCUACAGAGUUCCCGAUGCACUACGGCGUGUACGUGAGAAGGCCUACACCCCUCGUGUAGUAUCCAUAGGUCCACUUCACCAUGGAAAUGAAGCCUUCAAAGCCAUGGAAGAACAUAAAAAGAGGUACCUAAAACAUUUUAUAGGUCGGAGAAAUUUAAGCUUGAAGGAUUAUAUAAGGAAAAUAAAGGACCAAGAGACAAAACUGCGAAGUUGUUACGCGGAGACAGUUGACUUCAAAAGUGAUGAAUUUGUGAGAAUCAUCCUUGUUGAUGCCAUCUUCAUCAUUGAGUUCUUAUAUAGGUCCUGGUACCCUAAUUUAGUUGAUGAGAAUGACUGCAUAUUUGGAAAAGCAAGGUUAAUACAAGGUGUAUGGCCGGACUUGUUGAUGCUUGAAAAUCAGCUGCCAUUUUUUAUUCUUGAGGACCUUUUCGACCCAAGAGAUUUUCCAGUCCCUAGCCCUUCUAAAGUGAGUACUGGCAAUAUUGACAGACUUUCAAUAAUUUUUCUCUCUCACUGGUUCUUAAAUGAGUAUGCAAUACAAAUGGAGGAAAGGGAAGACCAAUUGAAGAAAAUAUGCUCUUCCAAAGUACAAGUACAACAUUUUCUUGAUCUCUUAAGGGCGUUAUACAUAGGACCUGCGGAAUUAGUCUUGAAACGGCAACAAGUUGAAAAACCCAAAACUGUGACUGCACCCAACAUUACAGAGCUACAUCGCGCAGGAAUCAAGUUUAAGGAGGGAUCAACUACAGACUUACUUGACAUACAUUUUAUUGGUGGGAUUCUAGAAAUUCCAAAAUUAAAAGUGUGGGAUGACACCGAAAUCAUAUUUAGAAAUUUAGUGGCUUUUGAACUGUGCAAUGACUUGGAGUAUUACAUAAGUGACUAUGUUAGCAUUAUCGAUUCUUUUGUGAACACCUCAGAGGAUGUGGAAUUGCUAGUUAAGUAUGGACUUGUUGAAAAUAUGCUCGGUGACAACAGUCAGCUGUCUACUAUGAUUAACAGCCUUGCAGCUGGUGUUGAGCUUAUCCCCUCUGAAUUCUAUUAUGCUAGUCUUUGUGAAGAUCUGAGCAAGUACUGCAGUUCAAAGUGGCACAGAAGUAGGGCAAAUUUGAAACAAAAUUAUUUCAACACUCCUUGGCGUACUACGUCCGUCAUUGCUGCUGCUGUUCUGCUCAUACUCACUUUCAUUCAAACAGUAUGCUCUGCUCUCUCUAUUGCUUAAUCUGGCAUCGACCAUUAUACUCUCGAUCUGCUCAUCUUUUUUUUUUUUUUUAAUCAAGCUAGUAUGCUGUUGUGUGAUCUAUUGUAUGUUUAUUUUAUUAGCUUCUUUAUGUGUUGGACUGAUUGUCAGAUUCAUUGUAUGGAACUUAUGUUAUGUAAUACCUUUUAAUUUGUAUGUUUGAUGGAGAUUUCCAAGAUGGACAAACAUUUAAAUUGCCAA
Molecule: messenger RNA, 1689 nt
Organism: Rosa chinensis
Lineage: Eukaryota; Viridiplantae; Streptophyta; Magnoliopsida; Rosales; Rosaceae
Product: UPF0481 protein At3g47200
Exons: 2
Coding region: 133-1470 (445 amino acids)
Source: RefSeq, a predicted model, not a curated record